GUUGACAGCAAAGUUGCAUGGCGCAGAUGAAAUAAACACACCUUUUCCUCGCACGCGUGUAAUUUCGAUGUAAAAAACAGGCCCGAAAAUGUUAGUGACCGACAUAAAUAAUGUGAAAAUAUACAAUCUCAGCGGGGGCAAAUCCAUUCCGGAAUGGCUAACCGAUCGGAAGCAGAAAAAGGCACCGAAAAAGAAUCCGGACGCCGAUCGGCACAUCGAGCUGAUACAGGACUUCGACAUGCCCGGGGUCGCCUCCUGCAUCGCCAUCUCGGACGAUGGGCAGUACAUAUUGGCCACGGGGACGUACAAACCGAGAGUAAAGUGCUUUGAGGUGAGCAAUCUGUCGCUAAAGUUCGAACGAUGCUUCGACUCGGAGGUGGAAAAGUUCACCAUCCUGUCGGAGGACUACAGCAAGCUUGCCUUUCUGCAUGCCGAUCGGUACGUGGAGAUACACGCCGCAGCCGGCCGGCACUAUCGGUUGCGUAUUCCCAAGUUUGGCCGCGAUUUGGUAUAUCACCGGCCAACGUGCGAUCUGCUGUUCGUUGGAACGUCGCCCGAAAUCUAUCGGCUAAACAUGGAGCGGGGUCAGUUUUUGCUACCGUACACGAGCACGACAGCAAGCGCGAUCGAUAGUGUCACGAUCAACCCGGAACACCAGCUCAUCUGCGUCGGCACGCAGGAGGGUAGGCUUGAGGCGUGGGACUAUCGUGACAAAAGGUGCUGCGGCACGCUGGAUGUUGCUGCCAACCUGCCGAGCACGAACGGGGUUGCAGCCGUGACGGCGCUGCAAUUCAAAACCGGCCUUACGCUGGCAGCUGGAACAUCCAGCGGGCACGUGCUGCUGUUUGACAUUCGCGCCCGCAAUCCCAUCGCGAUCAAGGACCAUCUGAACCAGCUGCCCAUCAAGAAGAUACGCUUCCAGCCGGACCAGAAGUCGGUUUACUCGCUGGACGGGGCCAUGCUGAAGAUUUGGGACGAAACGUCGCUGAAGCAGAAGGCGUGCAUUGAAUCGCGCAGUAACUUCAACGACUUUGCACACUUCCCGGGCAGUGGAUUGUUUAUGUUCGCCCAGGAGGACACGAAAAUGUUGCCUUACUACAUCCCGAGCGAAGGGCCGGCGCCGAAGUGGUGCUCCUUCCUGGACAAUCUGGUGGAGGAGAUUGCGUCCGAAACGGUGCAGAACGUGUACGAUGACUAUAAGUUCGUCACGAAGCAGGAGCUGGCCGAUCUGAAGCUGGACCACCUGGAAGGAACGCCAAUGCUGCGCGCCUACAUGCAUGGGUUCUUCAUCAACAUUCGGCUGUACAACAAGGCCAAGGCGGUUUCGGACUCGUUCGCGUUCGAUAAUUUCCGUAAGGAUAAGAUUCGUAAGCAGAUUGAAGAGAGCCGUCCGGCUCGUCUGCAGAUUAAGUCGGCCCUGCCCAAGGUGAACCGGGAGCUGGCGCAGCAUCUGAUACAGGAGGAGCACAUGAGCAACGCGAAACGAAGCGCCAUUGCCAAGGGUCUGCUCGGCGACGAUCGGUUCAAGCAGAUGUUCGACAAUCCGGACUUUGAGAUCGACAAGGAGGCGGAGGACUACCGUCUGCUCAGUGCGGUGCUGAAGCGCGCCGAUCGUGAUAAGGCGCGGCGCAAGGAGAAGAUCGUCGUCACGGAGCCGAACGAGGAGGAUGAGGGCAAGAGCACGGAUGACGAUCUGUACAGCGAGAAGAGUGAAAGUGAAAAGGAAGACGAAGAGGAGGAGGAGGAGGAAGAAGAAAAGGACGUGGAAAUGGAAGACGCAAAGCCAGCUUAUUCGAAAAUGAAGAAUAAUCGACCAGAUAAAUCGUGGGCCCGUGAGGAAGCAGAUUACGAGGAUGACGAUAAGGAGUUCUCGUUAACGGUGGAGGAAGGAGCAAACUUUGACAUCAUGCAACCGGCCAAGAAAAUCCAAUCUGUAUCGCUUGGCAAGCGCGUGAACAAGCUGGAACACGCCACGACGAAUGUGCAGUUCCAGAACGGAGUAGGCCGGCGGGAAAUUACCUUCACGACGACCGGCCGGUCAAGCAGUGGCAAGAAUGCGAUGGAUCGGGAACGGGCGCGCUAUCAAUCGGAGCUGAAAAAGCACAAGGAAGAGCGCCGGCAGGUGAUUCGUUCGGCAAAGGGUGUGAUUAAAAAGACGAUUUUCAAGAAACAUUAAAAUCGCAAAGCUCUAGAACCUAUAUUGUGAAACACCGUAAAGCCCAAAUAAAAACCACUUCUUUGGGUAAAUUUA
Anopheles coluzzii is the source of this 2251-nucleotide messenger RNA. RefSeq names its product nucleolar protein 10 (gene l(2)34Fd). The coding region runs from base 89 to 2176 and encodes 695 amino acids. Gene Ontology annotation, biological process: maturation of SSU-rRNA from tricistronic rRNA transcript (SSU-rRNA, 5.8S rRNA, LSU-rRNA). NCBI's taxonomy places the organism in Eukaryota, Metazoa, Arthropoda, Insecta, Diptera, Culicidae. Gene Ontology annotation, molecular function: protein binding. The record is from RefSeq and is a predicted model, not a curated record. The transcript has 4 exons. Gene Ontology annotation, cellular component: nucleolus; nucleus; 90S preribosome.